Molecule: messenger RNA, 1183 nt
Organism: Drosophila melanogaster (fruit fly)
Lineage: Eukaryota; Metazoa; Arthropoda; Insecta; Diptera; Drosophilidae
Gene: HipHop
Product: HP1-HOAP-interacting protein
Exons: 1
Coding region: 137-802 (221 amino acids)
Cellular component (GO): nucleus; chromosome; chromosome, telomeric region
Source: RefSeq, marked reviewed
UCACACUAUAUGUUUCCAAAGUGGCGGGACAAUUGGCUUCAUGUUUCGUUUUGUUGCGUUUGGAAGUUAAAAUGCCAGUGUAAGCAUUGUUUUGUAAGCCCGAGUUGUGGAGAACUAGGUGCAUGAUCUAUUCCAGAUGGCCUCCAUUGACGAGGGCUCGCGCGUUGAGCGGAGAUUCUGCGCAGUCGGCAACCACACGCUGCGGAAGCCGUAUCGCCAACUGAACAACAAAUAUUUGGUGCGCUUCGCCUGUUUGCUGAACAGCGAAAUUCGGGCGGGCAACCUCAUCUGCUGCAAGUGCUACACGGACCUGGUGCGACUCUACCGGAAGAAGAACGACAAUGCCAAACGGCACAAGAUGGCCAGGGAGACUGCCGCGAGCAUUACGGACGUCAGCGGCAGUCAGUCAUCGUCGCACCAAAGUGCGCCCUCUUUGCAUGUCUCUGGCCAAAGUUCCGAAUUCGGUGCCUCAUACAGUGAGGGGGGCAUUGUGACUCCCGAUGAAGAGCUGUGCUCCCACAGAAGCUUAAGUCAAGAUUCAGACAAUGUGCCCACUACCAGCGCUGCAGCGAUCCAAAAACGCCAGCUUGCGAGGGCAAACCUAAUGGUGAAACCAUCGCAGAGGCUGAGCUUGGCCCAGACUACUCCGGAUUGCGACGACUACGACCCCAACUCGAAUCUCAGUUUGAACGCCGUGAAUGGCACGCGACUGCCGCACAUUCAGCCGAUUCCAAAGAGGCGCCCGACCGUCCUGGACAAGCAGUCCAUGGAUAUUUACUUGAUGGGAACCACAGGUGGUUAGGUGAUUUUUUUAAGUUGUGACUAGAGAACAAGAUACAUAUGCUAGUUGAUGCUAGUUUCUAAGUUUCAUUUAAUUAGAUAUUUUUGUACGCUAAAAUAAAGAAAGACAGAGAUGUUAGCUUGGCAGGAGCCACAGAAAGAUAGCCGCCAUUUGGAGAUUUCCUUGAAGUUUAUAAUUUUAACAUGUUUAAUGAUAUUUACAUAUAUUAUAUGAAUGAAGUACAUUUAUUUUAAAGGCACCACUGGAAGAGGUUCACAACUUAAGAAAAAAAGAGGCCAUAGAUAUUUAUUUGGCAGGAGCACCAAUAGAUAGCCGACUUAGUUUAUAACUUAAUGAUGCCGACAUUUUCAUGAAAUUAAAAAAAUAAAUAACUUAACAAAC